CCUGACUCGAUCCUCAAACUGUGGGCGGGUCAACACGGCUGUCAGUGCAGAAGAGGGAUAUUUGUAACUACACACGACAGUGCAGGGGUCCAGAGAGAGAGAGAGGGGGGGCAGGUUACACUUUGAGUUACAUGUAGACUUAGUUUUUUUUACAAGAUAUUUCCUCAGACAUGUCGCGGAUAUUAAACUUAAUUACCGCUCAUGUGCGGAGGGAUCUGUCCGCCUGUCGAGGCAUCGCUCGGCUUCCUUUGAGGACAAUCAGCUGCACCUCCAGGAAACGAGCCGAGGAGAGUGAUGCAUCCACAGUUCUGGGCAAAAGGUGGAAGGACACAGCAGAAACCGUCAUCAUCGGAGGGGGAUGUGUGGGGGUCAGCUUGGCCUAUCACCUGGCCAAAGGUGGCAUGAAGGAUGUGGUUCUGCUGGAGAAGUCCGAGCUGACUGCUGGAUCCACCUGGCACGCUGCUGGUUUGACGACGUAUUACCAUCCAGGCAUCAACCUGAAGAAAGUCCACUAUGACAGCAUCAAACUGUACGAGAGCCUGGAGGCUGAAACAGGACAGGCGGUGGGCUUUCAUCAACCCGGCAGCGUCCGUAUCGCUGCGACUCCGGCUCGGGUGGAUGAGAUGAAGUACCAGAUGACCCGCACGCACUGGCAUGUGACGGAGCAGUACUUCAUCGGACCGGAGAAAGUUCAUGAACUCUUCCCUCUGCUGAAUGUCAAUAAGGUGUUGGCGGGUCUGUACACGCCAGGAGACGGUCACAUCGACCCGUACUCUCUGACCAUGGCACUGGCUGCUGGCGCUCGUAUGUACGGAGCUCAGAUCUACAACCCGGCCCCCGUCACCGGCCUCAACCCGACCGCCGACGGGAAGUGGGACGUCCAGACGCCGCACGGAACCAUCCGGGCGAACCGCAUCGUCAACGCAACAGGUCUGUCACCUUCCUGCCAAAGCAGCCGAUCAAAUGAAGUAGGAGGGUUUACCCCCCCUCUCUGUUAGCGUAGCUCGACGUUU
Molecule: messenger RNA, 1013 nt
Organism: Labrus bergylta (ballan wrasse)
Lineage: Eukaryota; Metazoa; Chordata; Actinopteri; Labriformes; Labridae
Source: RefSeq, a predicted model, not a curated record